GGAAUGAAUGGAGAGGGGCUGACCACCAGCGACCAGGCAGCGGGACAAUGUCUCCCAACUUCAACAGCACACCGUGUAAAGUUGAUCAGGAGGCUCUCACCGGUGGACUAGCCGUCUUAGAGGCCGUGGAUGAAGCUUUUUAAAUAUAGUUUCAUCCAUUUCCAAUCCACAGUGCCUGAGUGAGCUGCGCGGACGGAGCUUCAGCGACAGAGAGGCUUUUUCAGCGGACGUCGAGGAGAUUUCUCUUUUUUUUCGCAUGUGUGCAGCCGGCAACAGGUUAUUUACACCUACUUUCCAUUGUAGCCUACCGUCUUUUGUUAUCUCACCCCGGUUAAGUUUCACGAUAGUCACCGCUGCAUGUGUUUUUUUGGCCACUCUUUUUUUUUCUGCCUAUUCACCGUGAUGCGAGCUGCAGCUUUGUACUCGCCACAGAGCAGAUCUUCCGAGCGCACCGCGGUUUGGAAAAGGGGCUUCUUCUGAAAUAUAAGGACAGAUGAGCAGAAUCGGAUGAUGGCAUAAAGGAGACUGUUGAAAUUAUCAUCUGGGAAUUUGCACUGAGCCUGCCACAAGGACAGACAGACGCGAUCUAUGAGGAGGUGUUAAUUUUUUUUGGUAAAGAAUUGCAUGCAUCGAUGGUGCCAAACAAGUGGACCAUGAAUUCUGUUCUGCACAAAUCGCCACCAAGGAGCUGGCUCGGUCUCAGAUUACGACUCAAUGAUAAGCCUGUCCAGGAAGAGGAUUGGGUGGGGUGCCAGUAUCCAGAGUGUCCUGAGCGCCGGCGGGCAUCUAAGGUUUGCCACCACCCAGACUGUCAAGACUUGAAUAGCAAAAGCCCCCUUCACCUGUGUGAGUCAUGUGACUCACGCUGCCAUUCUGAGAACACAGACAACAUGCACUUUGACCGGCACCCCCGAUUUGACUUGCAACCCCAAGCCUCCAUCCUGGCCCGGAACGUGUCCACACGCUCCUGUCCCCCACGCACCAGCCCCCCCUCUGACCUGGAGGAAGAGGAUGAGGGGGGCAACGACCGCGGGGAGCGUAAAACAGGGGGGAUGAAGUUGGCAAAAAAGAAGACAAGGAGAAGACACACUGAUGAUCCCAGUAAGGAGUGCUUCAGCCUCAAGUUUGACCUCAACGUCGACAUUGAUACUGAAAUUGUACCUGCUAUGAAAAAGAAAACCCUGAGAGAGGUUCUAGGGCCAGUGUUUGAGAGGAAGGGCAUCGAGCUGUCUCGGGUCGACCUGUUCCUGGAUCAGUCCAAUACUCCACUGUCCCUCAACUUCGAGGCCUACCACUUCGGUGGACACUACCUCAAAGUCAAAGCGCGGCCAGGUGACGAGCUGAAGGUGGAGCAGGGUGUGAAGGACCUGCGAUCGCUCAGCCUGCCCAACAUGAAGCCCUCCGGAGGCCAGAGCCCCUACAUCCUCACCCCAGGCAGCGAGAGGGUAGAGCACGGAUCCCUGGGGCGGCGCGAAAGCGUGGACCUGUUGGGUCAGGCGCGGCAGAGGAAGAACAUGACAGCGUUCCUGGGGGAGACGAACAUCCCAACCCCGGAUGGUCUGGGGCAGAUCGGUGGCUCUCUGCCCAGUGUCGGAGCUGGGCCAGACAGCUGGAAGAACCGCGCUGCCAGCCGCUUCAGUGGCUUCUUCAGCUCCAGUGCAGGAGCAGGGGCUUUUGGCAAGGAGGUGGACCGAGUGGAGCAGCUCCAGAACAAGCUACACUCCUAUACGCUGUUUGGCUUACCCAAGGUACCACGGCAGCUUUCCUUCCACCAGGACUCAUGGGAAGAGGAGGAGGAGGAGACCAACCUGACCCUGGAGGACAGUUGGCAGACGCUACUAGACAACCCAGAGGCAUUAACGAGGCGCCAGUUCCACCAGCAAGAGGCAAUAUGGGAGUUGUUGCACACUGAAGCUACCUACAUAAAGAAACUCAGAGUCAUCACUGAUCUGUUCCUGUGUGGGCUGCUGAACCUGCAGGAGAGCGGUCUGUUGGUUGAUGUGGAGCCCACCAAGCUCUUCAGCAACAUCCAGGACAUCGUCCGACUCCACACGGCCCUGUGGAACCAGGUCAUGCUGCCCACCCUGAACAAAGCCAGGCAGGCCAGGGCUCUACUUGACCCCGUUGACCUCCACCACGGCUUCAGAACGUUUGGCUCCAGGUUCCAACCAUAUAUCCGCUACUGCAUGGAGGAGGAGGGCUGUAUGGAGUACAUGCGCACACUUCUCAGGGACAACGAGCUCUUCAGGAUCUACGUCACGUGGGCAGAGACCAAUAAGCAGUGCAACCGUCUGAAGCUGGCCGACAUGUUGGCAAAGCCUCACCAGAGACUGACCAAAUAUCCCCUCCUACUGAAGAGUGUUCUCAAGAAGACAGACGAGCCAUCAGCCCGCGACAUCGUCAACAGCAUGGUGGCCACCGUGGAGGAUUUCAUCAACAGCGUGGACUCCCAGAUGCGGCAGCGGCAGGAGCAGCAGAAGCUGGCCACCAUCUCUGCCCGUAUAGACUCCUAUGAAGCUGUAGAGGGCAGCAGUGAGGAGGUGGAGAAGAUCCUUAGGGAAUACAACCGGUUUGACUUGAUGGCUCCCAUGAGAGGUAUAAGACCAGAGGAGACGCGACAGCUCCAUCUUGAGGGAGCGCUGAGAAUGAAAGAGGGCAAAGACAGCAGGAUGGACGUCUACUGCUUCCUCUUCACGGACCUGCUGCUCAUUACCAAACCCGUAAAAAGAGUGGAGAAAGUCAAAGUCAUCCGCCAGCCACUCCUCAUUCACAAUGUCGUCUGUAAGGAGCUCAAAGACCCUGGUUCAUUUAUCCUCAUCUACCUCAAUGAAUUCAAGAGUGCAGUGGCAGCGUACACUUUCCAAGCCAACAGCGCCACCCAGGGGCGAAGCUGGAUAGAUGCCAUCUGCAAUGUCCAGAACCAGCUCCAGAGGCUUCGUACUGAGGAAGUCCUCCGGCAGCAGAGUAGUCUGAAGCAGCGUUUAGAGGGCGAGGAAGAGGAGGAGGAAGAAGACGAGAGCAGCAACUCCACUACGAGUUCACCUUGCCUGAAACACAAAGACCCGCAGAACACAAGGCAAUCAGAUGGUUCUACCGAGACCCUGUCUGUGAUGGAGAUUGACGAACCCGGAGAACACCAACAAACACCCACCCCCAACACAGACCCAGGGGGACUCGGUGAGAAAGAUUGCAACUCAGGCUUGCCCAUCUUAUCUGAAAGGCCUGAGGUCCAGCAGUCCCAGUCCACAAGCCCCCAGAGACCACACUCUGGUAUUUACUCAGAACAGGAUCAGGAGGUGGGACCUGCCAGUGAGGAGCUGGACCCGCAGUGUCGCUCUCUCUCCAUGGACAGUGCCUACGGUACCCUCUCACCUGAGUCGCUCCUGAGAGAGCUGCAGUCACGGCCUGGCCAAAGCGAAGGAGAGGAGACCGAGGAGGAAGAGGGGGAGAAGGAGGAAGGCCAGGAGGAGGUAGAGCGGGAAGAAGCAGAGGUAGAGGAGGUGGAGGAAGAGCAGGAGGAAGAAGAAGAGGAUGAGGAUUCAGCAUCGCUGGGAUCCCAGCUGUCCGUAGUCCAGUCUUCGAAACCCCGGCGGCGGCCUCACGUUCAGCCACGGCUCCACUGCCUCCAAAGGCCGUCCACUCUGACCCUGUCCCGCUCUGAGGACAAUCUCCUGCAGCGCUUCCAUGAGAAAACCCCCGCAUCCCGCACACAUACACUCAGCUCUGAUACCCGGGACCAAACAAAAUGUCGGGAAAUGGACAUUGCCAAGACGAUGGCACACAGUAGGAGCCUGUCAGAGCUUAGCCAAAACUGCAUAGAGCUGUUCUCGAAUGACCUUGACCAGUCAGAAGACUACUUGAGCAUGAGCAUGCCUUCAGACAAACUCAGUGCUACCCUGAGGAAAGCCGAGGCCAGGCGUGUCCACAGCGCCCUCACUGGGCCAUAUAAUGAAUCUCAAGGCAACAGCUCAGACGGGGAGACAGCACCAUCUGCCUCCCUGGAUGGGAAGUGUGAGUUAACAGCCAGUGGUGGCCCAGGGGAAAGGUCACAAAAAAACAAGAAGUCUCCAGCCCAGCAGCACAAGAAGCUGACACUAGCCCAGCUCUACAGGAUACGCACCACUCUGGUCCUCAACUCCACGCUCACCGCUUCGGAGGUAUAACCACUCUGGCAGGCUUCUGACCCAGUGGCAUGUGGCCACAAUAAGGAACAACACUUAGUUUUGAGUCUGCGUGAAUGGACUGAACUUCUUGAGACACAAAUGCACUCUCUCUCACUGCCCUCUCCCUUCCCAUAGUUUUUUGGACACUGUCCGUACCAUUUUUGCAUUUGAACAAAAAAAAAAAAAAACUAUCCUUUUUGCUGUUGCAUUGGUUUCCGGUUAUUUUUUUUGCAUGGAGGGGGAGUGGCGGGGAGACAUUAACUGCUUGCACUUUGUAACGGAAGUAGCAUUAAGGGGCUGGGACCUAAAGGUGGACUGUGGAGUGUGCAAGGCUUGGAGGUGCUACCCCUGCAGAGAGAGGACACAAACAGAGGAGAUGGGGCCUUCAGGCAAAAGUCGUACAAUCUCUGCUGCCUCCGAAUUGGAGAAGAGGUGGACAUCGAGGGACACAGAUGGGGAAGCCAAGCACCUUCUCCGUCUCCUCUAUCGGAGUAGAAUAGAGGGGCACCAAGUCUUGAAAAUACCCUCUGGAUGUGGAUGAAAGCAGCACCUAGGACUUCCUAGCAUUUGUACUACUCCUAGUUUGCUUCAAGAAAAGAAAACAAAUGAAUAUUGCACAGUUAUCUUUGUUAAAUAGAAGAAUCACUACGGAGUGAAUUUACAUUUACCGUUACACAAUUUAUUGUAUUGCAUUUAUUGUUUGCCGUUUGUGUCCUCAUGUAUGUGAGUGUGUGUGGGUGGGUGUGUGUGUUUGUGCACGCGUGACAGCAAAUGUCUGAAUGUGUGACUGAACGUGCGUUUUUGAGCGAAUGAAUCGUGGUCCUUGAUUCCUGACUGAACCAAACUGAUUUCCAUCUCCUGUGAAUAUGCUAUCAUGCCCAAAGAUGGGAGACCUGAGUAGCCAGUAGAAUUCCAGCAAAAAGUGCACCCAAAGACAAGUGAUCCAGCAAACGACAGAAUAGAAAGAUGCUUUCAGUUGCUGUGAUUGUCCCAGCUUACAGAGCAUAAAAUAUUGCAUUUCAAUCAGUAUAUUGAUCACUAUUAGUGAUGGACUUACUUCCUAACUGUUAAUCGUAUGGUUGAACUAAUGCCAUUUGGUAUGAUGAACUAACGAGAAGAUGAGUUGGUUUCCUGUCAAGCAAAGGAGAGGAAAGGACUCUGAGUAUUGACUGAGUAUGGGUGAAGAAAGUGUGGUGAGAAAUUUUCUGCACUAAAGUAUACUGUUGCUUGAGUGUGCAGUCACCCCAGAGGCCUAAAUGUAUUAAAACCAUCACAUACACAAAAUGCACAAGAAAGAACCUGGUCAUUGGAGCAAAAAAAAAGAAGACUUCACUCAAGUAUUCCAUGUGUUGGAGCACCUUUUUUUCCAGAGACAUUUGACGUCUUGUGUUUCUUUAAAAUGGUAACCGUAAUAAGAGAUUGAACAUUAGUUUGGGUUGGAUAAUCCAUGUACUGAGUGAAUAUGCAGAGGUGACUUUAGUUGAAUGGCUUUCUCCAUAUCAGCCUAAUAGGAGUUAAAAUAAAAUUUAAAAAAAAAAAAAAAAACAUCUUGUUAAUAUUCACACUGAUGUUUAGCUUUCAGCUCAAUGAUUUAGCUUCAAGUCCUAUAACGUUAUUCCAAAUGUCGCCCAAACCAAAUAGGUUAACUUUGUUUACUUUUAGUUUUGUUUAUGUGUAAUAUUUAUUACGCCUGCUAUGUUUUAUAUAUAAGAUAUUGUUUAUAUUGUUUGCUCAUGAUUUGUAAAUUUUUUGUUGAUGUAGUCUUAAUAAUUUGUUUUUCUUGUCAGGCAUAAAUGUGCUACAAACCAAAAUCGUUUGUUCUCCCUUUCAGGAAUGUCUCUAAAGUGUCUUACAAAAAUAAAAACCCUAAAAUAUUU
Messenger RNA from Myripristis murdjan (pinecone soldierfish), 6040 nucleotides. It is a transcript of the gene plekhg5b, whose product is annotated as pleckstrin homology domain containing, family G (with RhoGef domain) member 5b. NCBI's taxonomy places the organism in Eukaryota, Metazoa, Chordata, Actinopteri, Holocentriformes, Holocentridae. Gene Ontology annotation, cellular component: plasma membrane; endocytic vesicle; axon. The record is from RefSeq and is a predicted model, not a curated record. Gene Ontology annotation, molecular function: guanyl-nucleotide exchange factor activity. Gene Ontology annotation, biological process: Rho protein signal transduction; endothelial cell migration. The transcript has 21 exons. Bases 633 to 4163 code for a protein of 1176 amino acids.